CACUGUACACUCAAUGAUAUUAAUCUGCCAUUCUGCAGAUAUAUUUUUCUCUUUCUUCGUCUACAUUUUAAUUGCUUAAAAAUGUAUUCUAGAUUAAGAAUCUGUUAAAAUGUGUCUAUAAAUGCUUCGAUUUUUUUAAGAUUAAAACUAAGUAAAAUUAAAAGAUCAAUAUGAGUGUUUUUAAGUCUGCGAUGGGGUAUUUUAGUUCUGGGGGUGCCAACGGUGGCAGUGAUAAUGAUUUUGUUGGCCAAUUUGUUGAAAUUGGUAACAUGAAAUUAAGAGUGAAGAAAGUUAUAGCAGAAGGUGGAUUUGCAUUUGUUUUUGUUGCUCAAGAUGUAUCCUCUGGUACAGAGUUUGCUCUUAAGAGAUUGAUGGCAGCCGAUGAACAAGCUAAUAAAAAUAUUAUACAAGAAAUAAGCAUAUUAAAAAAGUUAUCUGGCCAUCCUAAUAUAAUUAAAUAUAUAGCGGCUUCAUUCCUUGACAAAACCAAAACCACCCAUGGAAUGGGUGAAUAUUUAUUAUUAACUGACCUCUGUAGUGGAGGUAGUUUGAUGGAGGCUUUGCAGAACAGGGGACAGGCUUUCCCUCUAUCAACUAUAUUAAGGGUAUUCUAUCAAACAUGCAAGGCUGUACAGCAUAUGCAUGCUCAAGUGCCUCCUAUAGCACAUAGAGAUCUUAAAUUAGAAAAUUUUCUUAUAUCAAAUGAAGGUACAAUAAAGUUAUGUGAUUUUGGAUCUGCGACAACUGAAGUGUAUUCCCCAAAUCCAUCAUGGAGUGCAAAUCAAAGAAAUAUGUUGGAAGAAAAUCUGGCCCAAUUUACAACUCCAAUGUAUAGGGCACCAGAAAUGUUGGAUACUUGGGACAACCACAAGAUAGACCAUGCCGUUGAUAUAUGGGCAUUAGGCUGUAUAUUGUAUACCUUGUGUUACAUGCAACAUCCAUUUGAAGACUCAGCGAAGUUAGCAAUACUUAAUGGAAAUUUCAACCUUAAUCCAAACGAUCAGCGUUACAAAUGUUUCCAUGAGAUAAUAAACGGCUGCCUGUGUGUGAACCCAGCCCAGCGGUUGACCGUCAGCGGUGUGCUGGAGAGGCUCGCUGCGGUCGCUGAGUCCAACAACAUCAACCUCAAGCAACCACUCAAAUUUGAGCGUAAAAAAGUUGAACAAUCCGUGGCCACUAGCUCGCCAGCUAAUAACGGUACACCAAAUAUACAAGAGCCAGCGGUUCCCCGACCCCCGGAGCCCGCUCGUCCCCCGCCGCCCGCGCGCCCCCCCGCUGCGCCCCACUACCACCCACCACAACAACAGAUCCCCGCCACGGGGGGACUCUUUUCCUCUAUCAAAGAUGGCGCCGGCAGUUUCUUGAAAAACCUUAAAGACACCUCGUCCAAGGUCAUGCAGACGGUCCAACAGUCCAUAGCCCGCGCCGAUUUAGACAUUAGCUAUAUAACGAGUCGCGUGGUUGUGAUGUCCUACCCAUCGGAACUAUUGGAGAGCGCGUAUAAAACGAAUCACAUAGAAGACGUUAGGAUAUAUCUGGAGAGUCAUCAUCCGGGCGGUAAGUACUGCGUGUACAGCGUCCACGAGUCCCGGGCGCGUUUCCCUCGCCGGCAGUUGGUCACUGACACAUCACUAUGGCCGAGGGACGAAGACCGCGCCCCGCUCCUCGCGCCAUACUACGCACUUCUGCAGCACAUGUACCAGUACUUAGGGAAGGACGAUAAGUCGGCGUUGGUUAUAGCCUGCCAGGAUGGCAAGUCCAGGUCGUGUAUGCUCCUCUGCGGCCUCCUGAUGUACGCCAAGCUGGUCACCGUACCCGAGGACGCUCUCCAGAUAUUCGCCGUGAAGCGAACCCCGAUCAACCUGCCGCCCAGUCAGCUGAGAUACCUCUACUACCUCAGUAACAUCGUUAGACCCGAACCAAUUCUUCCUCACUUUAGACCAGUGUCACUGGUCUCUAUAACAAUUCAGCCUGUGCCACUUUUUACAAAAGCAAGGGACGGGUGCAGGCCCUACUUAGAAGUUUACAAUGAAGAUAGAUUAAUUUCUCCGCCGAUAAGAAAUUAUGAAAGUCUACAUUUGUAUAUGAUGGCAGAAGGAAAGGUGACGCUGCCUGUGGACAGCACGGUGUGCGGGGACGUCACGCUGGUGGUGCUCCACGCGCGGCACCAGCUCGGCCGCCUGCAGCGCGUGCCCAUGAUGUCCGUCUCCUUCCACACCGGCUUCCUGGCAUAUGACCAGCAUGCUAUCAAGUUUACCAGAUCAGAAAUUGACGGUAUCGACGAAGCUAGUCCUGUGAACGAUCACUUCUCCUCAAAUCUCACCGCGGUGAUAAGUCUGGUCGUACAGAACGGUGAGCGAAGAAAACCGAGGAGUGAUCUGUGGGAAGAAGACCACUCCUAUCCCAUACGGACACCGAAUGUAUUGUUCUCGAGUAAUUUGGAGAGAGAUGAGACUAUUGAUAACUUUGCUAAUAUACGAAGAAACCCACCAGCCAUACCUCCGACAAUAUCGACGGACGUGCCCUCGUCUUCAAGGGAGCCCCCCCGUCCCCCUCGGCCCGCGGCCCCUCGUACCGCGUCCCCCUCUCCCGCCGCUCCCCACCGGCCGCCGCCCCCCGCUGUCACCGCGGACUUCCUCAACAUAGAGGAGAAACAGGCCUCGGUGAAAGCGACCCCUCAACUGAAAAACGAAGACUCCUUUGAUUUCUUCGGCAUGAUGGAGAAACCUAACGACGACUCAUUCGGAGAUUUUCUGAGCGGUCAAGCGUCAGAAAACACACAAUCUUUCCCGCAGCCGUCGCAGUCUUUAUUUUCUGACCUGCCCGCACCAAACAUCACCAACUCUAACGUGAACUCGAGUGACCCUCUCAACUUCGAUCCUUUCGGCCUCAACGAGCCUAUACCAAAACAGGAACCGAUACUCGCCCCGACUGUAAAGGAAGAUGCAAAACCUCAGAACGUACCGCCGGAGCAGGCCAAGCGUGAUCCGUUCGCGGAUCUCGGUAUAUUAGGCGCGGGUCUGGGCGGAUCUAGUACAGCUCCCACUCCUCAGGCGACCCCGCUGGUGACCCCGUUAGUGACCCCAAUGGUAUCUCCUCGCGCCUCCCCCGCACACACUCCACACCACGUUCCGACCCCAGCCCGCUCGCCCGCACACCAACCAGACUACAGCCGCACUCAUUUUGACGCCGCUAAACCCGCCGGACCAACGGAAGAAAAGGUUAAGAAGUCUGGGGAUGUGUUCGGUGAUUUAUUGGGGAGUCAGGGAUAUGACUUCGCGAAACGAGACCCAGGACCGAGGACCAUCAACGCCAUGAGGAAAGAGGAAAUGGUCAAGGUCAUGGACCCUGAUAAACUAAAAAUACACGAAUGGACGGAGGGCAAGAAGGCGAACAUUCGCGCUCUAUUGUGUUCAUUACACAGCGUGGUGUGGGCCGAGUGUCGCUGGACGCGUGUCGACAUGUCCCAGCUGGUGUCUCCCGCGGACGUUAAGAAACAUUACCGCAAGGCUUGUCUCGCCGUACAUCCUGAUAAACAAAUGGGAACAUCGAAUGAAAACUUAGCUAAAAUGAUAUUCAUGGAACUGAACAAUGCGUGGAGCGACUUUGAAAACGACUCCAAGCAACAGAACUUGUUCCAAUCUUAAAAUACUUACUUCGAUAAAACCGAUUCUCUCACGUAGCUACUUAGCAAAAGAAUUAUAGGCCGCCAUGCUUCGGGCUUCUUAAACUCUUUUGCCGCACGAUUGUUUAUUUAAGUAUAUAGACAUAUACCAAUAUAUUGUGGUUAAAGCGGUAAACAGUGUCACUAUAAUAAUCAUGCUUUAAAAGCUUCAAUAAUUUGUAGCCAAUAAAUACAGAUCUUCCUUUUGAAUCAGUAAAUAGGAGUCAGACCAUUAACAUAUAAUACUUAAUAAGUAUUCGAGCCACAUUUUUAUAUAGUUAUUACAAUAAAUUCAUAAUGAAACCCAGUAUACCUAGCGGUGCCAUAGCCAUAUGUUUGUCACAUUCAGUGGUCCAUUGAUCGGGCAAAAAAUUGAUUUGUUUAACAAAUAUCAUUAACCCAAUGGUCUUAAAGCGAACAAUUAAUGUUAAAGCUUAUAAUGUAAUAAAAACUUGAAGCCCCGGAUGUAACAUUUUUGAUAAGACAUAAUCAAAUUAAUUGUAUGAUAUGAAACUUAGUAAUAUAUAUAUAUACACAGCCACUUAUAUAUAUAAGUGAUUUCCUUGAAAUCUUAUUCAAAUCUGUCAAUAUGACAAUUGGUAUUAAAUAAUUUGUUGGUCUACACUUUAAUGGUACUUCGGUAUCUAUGAGUACGGUCAAUGUUUAUUGAUGUUAAUACACUUCUAUACAAUGUUGGAUUGGCUUUGUUACGAUUUCUACUAAAAGUUUAUUGUACGUUCAAAAGAUUUUUUUUUUUACACAUUUUACUUACGAUUCGUUUAGGGACAAAGUCUGUUAUGGUACUUACAUAAUAUUUUUAGCAAUGUAUUAUAAGUAUUAUUUAGGUCUAGGAAAUCACUUAAUACCAUAUAACAAUGGGAGUAGAAUAAAUUAAGAGUUCUCAUUUCUUUUAAACGAUCUUAAAUAAAUGUCUUGACAUAUGUAUUGUGUAAUAUAUUUAUAAUGUAAGAAGUGUGAUGGAAAUGUUAUUUUAAGCUGCUUUCUCAUUAAGUUUUGUACAUUCCUGUCAUUCACAUAACGAGUUAUAUAUAUUUUUAUUUUGAGGAUAUUUUCAAAAGGUAUUUAAGCCAUCAAUAUUAUUUAUAUUCUUUGAAUCAGUUUUCGUUGGUAUAAUUUUGUGAAUUGCGACCCAGGGCCUAAGAGUAUUAUCCGAUUGUUUAGAAAAAUUUGUGUAUAUUUUGCUUAUUUGGUUCAAUAAUGUUAUUCCGGUUAAUGGAAUGGUUGAAGAAUAAUAAAUAAAGCAUAUGUUUAUGA
This is a messenger RNA of Danaus plexippus (monarch butterfly), 4939 nucleotides long. RefSeq names its product cyclin-G-associated kinase (gene aux). Gene Ontology annotation, cellular component: cytoplasm. Bases 171 to 3647 code for a protein of 1158 amino acids. Gene Ontology annotation, biological process: regulation of clathrin-dependent endocytosis; positive regulation of Notch signaling pathway; protein phosphorylation. The record is from RefSeq and is a predicted model, not a curated record. The transcript is spliced from 20 exons. NCBI's taxonomy places the organism in Eukaryota, Metazoa, Arthropoda, Insecta, Lepidoptera, Nymphalidae. Gene Ontology annotation, molecular function: ATP binding; AP-2 adaptor complex binding; protein serine/threonine kinase activity.